AUGCGUUUUUCAUUCCCUUUCUGCAGCAAUUUCAUGGACACCCUACGAGGUCCCCGACAUGACAGAUUGGCUCAGAAGUUGGCGAUCCAUUCGAUCUAUGAUGGUCGUAAGUGGCGAGACCUGUCUAAGGGCAGAUGGGAGGCAAAAAACCACGGUAUUGGCGGGUUCUCUGAGGUGAGAUCGUGCCUUCUCGGAGAGGGGGAAGAAUUAUCAGCUUCGGGGCCGAAUAAUAAUAAUAAGCGAAAAGAGCCUCCGCAGACUGACGAUGCUUAUAGAAGGAUGUGUCUAGCCCUGAGGCUUAGUGAGGAUGCAUCACCCGAACCUGCAGCGCCCGAGGCGAGGAACGAAGGUUCUCUGCCGCCGGCUUCUCCUCCCGUCGAAGGUACUUCGAGGGAUGCUCAAGGCUGGCGGCCGCAUGUAUCGAGCGACCGUGUACCGACCGGGAGUGGUUUUACUGGGUUUGAUGGAACCAGGCUAGCGGAUGUGCGCUCGACUUUUGAGGAAGCUCAGCGGCUCUACUCUGAGGCUUUAAACAAGCUCAAAUCUGAGCUGCUUCAUCGUGAGGUCGGGCUGCAGAAAGCCAAGAAGUUGGAGAGCCUGGAAUUCCUCGAGAGUGAAAUUGCCCAAAUUAAGUGUCAGUGCGAUGAAUUGAAGGCUCGGGUGGAUGCUCAGGUUGUGGCGGAAAAGGCCGCUUUGUCCAAAGCUUCCGCCUUCGAAGCGCAACUUCGCGUAGCUCAUGAAUACAGCUUGGUCCGAGCAGACAUGAUAUCAAGCCUCAAGUAUGAGCUUCAGAAGGAUGCUGCCGAUGCUCGAGCUGAUCUGAGGAGGGCUCUUAACUGUAAGGGCAGAAGCAAGGAAUCAAUGGGGACGGCAGUUGGCGGCAGUUCCCAAGUGAUCAAAAAUUUCUUGGCUCGAGAGCCAUUCUCUGUAAACUUGGUAUUGCCUCAUUGGGAGCUUACGAAUUCUGGAUUUCCAACCCGGAGGUCAUGUAGCCUUGAGUUUUUGACGCCAGUCCCCGAGUGUUUGGGACGCUUUUUGGAUUCUGGAGCCAGAGGCCUGAGGGAACUGACAGAACUGUAUGGCCCAAGCUUAAGCUUAAGCUUAGGUUUGCAUACUGUUCUAGAAACUCGCCGGAGCUUAGGCUUGGAGCAGAGCGCUAUUACUUGCUUCAGGGCUGCAAGAGUAUCUACCAUACUUAUUGAUGAUGGAAUUGAAUUGGAUAAAAUGGUUGAUAUUGAAUGGCACAAAAAAGUUGUGCCAAUCGUUGGUAGAAUACUGCGAGUUGAACAUCUAGCUGAAAAAAUUCUUGAUAAGGCUGCAGAUGGAACAACAUGGACACUGGAUUCAUUCAUGGAGAUUUUCACUAAGGAGCUGAAGUCAGUAGCUGAUAAUGUUGUUGCAUUUAAAAGCAUGGUUGCAUGUCGUAGCGGCCUUGCAAUUAAUACAGAAGUCACUCAAAAAGAGGCAGAGGAGGGCCUGAGUGAUGUUUUACGCGCUGGGAAUCCCAUCAGAAUCUCAAACAAGAGCUUCAUUGAUUAUAUAUUUAUCCAUGCGUUGGAGGUCGCUCAAAGUUAUGACUUGCCAAUGCAGAUACACAUGGGUUUCGGGGACAAGGAUUUUGAUAUGAUGCUUGCUAAUCCCCUUUAUCUUCACAAUCUUCUUGAGGAUAAGAGAUUCACUAAUAGCCGAUUAGUGCUUUUGCACGCGUCCUACCCAUUCUCAAAGGAAGCUUCACAUCUGGCUUCUGCAUACCCUCAAGUAUAUCUUGACUUUGGGUUUGCAAUUCCUAAACUUAGCUUCCAUGGGAUGAUAUCCUCAUUGAAAGAACUCCUGAAACUUGCUCCGAUGAAUAAGGUUAUGUUCAGCACUGAUGCCAUCGCGUUUGCUGAAGCCUUUUAUUUAGGUGCAAAGAGAGCACGUGAAGCAGCAUUCUCUGUUCUACGCGAUGCGAUGGUUGAGGGUGAUCUUUCAAUUACAAAAGCUGUGGCAGCCGUUAAAGAUAUAUUUGCAGAAAAUGCAAAGAAGUUUUACAAAUUGCACAAACUUGAUGUUUCUUCAAAAGAUUCUGAUAUAGAACCUCAUAUACCGUCUCCCUUCAUUAAGGAAGAGCUACAUGGUUCAUUAAAGGAUUCUUCAACAGAUUCUGAUGUAGAACCUUGUAUAUUGUCUUACUUCCAGAGUGAAGAGUUAUAUGGCUCAUCAAAGGAUGUUACCCUUGUUCGCAUUAUUUGGAUAGGUGCUUCUGGCCAACAUAGAUGCCGUGGUGUUCCACAGCAGCGCUUCUAUAGUUUCGUGAAAAAGCAUGGUAUAGGCUUACCUCGUGCAUGUAUGGGGAUAAGUUCAAUAUCUGAUUAUCCCGUAGAGGACACUACUCUCACCUGUUCGGGUCUGUUCACUAUUGUUCCUGAUUUAUCAACCAAAUGCAGAAUUCCAUGGGCAAAAGAGCAGGAAAUGGUUUUGGCUAACAUGUGUACUAAAUCUGGUGAACCAUGGGAAUAUUGUCCAAGAGAAGCUUUACGCAGAAUCUCUAAAAUUUUAAAAGAUGAAUUCGGUUUGGUCAUGACUGCAGGCUUUGAAGUUGAAUUUUACCUUCUAGAGAGUGUAAUAAAUUAUGAAUGACAAAGAAGAAUUUGAUUCAUCGGAUCAGUACAGGAAGUGCCAUACAGCAGCAUUUGAUGCUGCAUCCCCAAUGCUUGAGGAGAUGCUCGGUUAUCUUCAAUCCUUGAAUAUUACUGUAGAUUAU
Nicotiana attenuata is the source of this 2743-nucleotide messenger RNA. RefSeq names its product protein fluG-like. Gene Ontology annotation, molecular function: glutamine synthetase activity; hydrolase activity. The record is from RefSeq and is a predicted model, not a curated record. NCBI's taxonomy places the organism in Eukaryota, Viridiplantae, Streptophyta, Magnoliopsida, Solanales, Solanaceae.